AUGCUUCCGGGCUGGGUUUUAUGCAUAAUUUGCCUCCGAGGGGUAUGUGGUUCUGAAUUUAUGCUUGGAUUGUGAGGGAACUACCUACACACUCCCGCGACAACCAUGUAGUAGAUAGCUUCAUUCAUGUUAUCAUGACAAAAGGCGCGGAAAAUUUCAAUUGGCCAAUGGCAAUCCAACCUUCGGGUCGAGCCGCAAGAUCCACGAUCCAACAGAGCUUUUGUUGGUGAGAGCCGCCGUAUAUCGGCCUCCGGAGAUCAUGCGGGGUCGGGACGGCGGAGCAGAUAAAAUCAUCUUGAUUGUGUUCAAUCAACCAUCGCCUAUUCCUAUCCUAGUGAAGGAAGCAAAAGAUGGCCGCCAAGGGAUUUCAAGACACGCCGAUGGUCGCGGAAGCUGUGUACAAUUAUUCAGUGUUCACCAAGACCGAAAAAUGGUGUAUCAUCUCAAUGGUCUCGUACGCGGCCUGGUUCUCGACACUGAGCAGCUUCAUCUACUUCCCAGCCGUGCACCUCCUAUCGGAAGAUCUGUCCGUCUCGGUAGACAAAAUUAACUUAACCAUUACUUCAUACAUGGCGGUAGCGAUGAUAGCCCCGACUCUUGUCGGCGAUGCUGCGGAUGUGCUUGGCAGACGGCCCGUUUAUAUGGUUACUUUGAGUCUCUAUGUCGUGUCUAAUAUUGCUAUUGCUUCAUCGAAGUCGUACAGUGCACUUUUAGGUCUACGUGUGCUACAAGCUUUAGCAAUUUCUGGGACAUUUUCCAUUGCGUAUGGGGUAAUCACCGACGUCGCAUCUCCCGCGGAAAGGGGCUCUUUCGUCAGUGCGGUAUCUUUUGCUAUAACAAUAGCGCCGAGUAUCGGGCCCAUCUUAGGUGGAAGCCUGAGUUAUGCCGCUGGUUGGACGUGGAUUUUCUGGUUCCUCUCGAUCGCCGCGGGACUGUGCUUGACGAUUAUGGUCUUGUUUCUCCCGGAAACGUCACGAAGAAUCGUAGGAAAUGGGUCCAUCAGACCUCCUAAACACUUAAGACUACCGGUUCCGAAGUUGAUGCGCCACUGGGAAGCAAGCGACCAAGUCGUAAAGCAAAAGCGUCGGAUGCCAAACCCCUUAAAGUCCCUCACUAUACUUAUACGAAAGGAUAACGCGGUCAUCAUCUUUGGUUGCGGUUUACUUUAUGUCGUAUAUACAUGCAUUAACGCCUCACUUUCGGUUCUAUUCAUUGAUAUAUACAACCUCAACCAGUGGCAGGCCGGGAUUAUAUACCUUCCUUUUGGACUUGGGGGAAUGGUGUCUACCUUCUUUUCGGGCCCGCUUCUUGACACAGCAUAUCGAAAAGCUAGAGUGAAGCGAGGUCUAUCGACGGAUAAGGUGGUUGGAGAUGAUUUGGAUGAUUUCCCGAUCGAAAAAGCGCGCCUCAGUGUUAUAUGGAUACCAUUAAUUGUGACCACGGCCUCAAUCGUCGCUUUUGGGUGGACCUUGCAUUACCACCAUCACAUCGCGAUCCCUCUCAGUCUUCAGUUCGUCGCAGGCUUGUGUAUGCAACUCGACUUCAGCGUCUAUAAUACCCUUCUAGUAGACAAGAAUCACCGGACGCCAGCAGCCGCUCAAGCCUCUAGUAACAUCGUGCGAUGUACUUUUGCAGCAAUCACAAUAUCUUUCCUACAAAAUUUGAUUGAUGCGAUAAGCAUUGGUUGGACGUUCACGUUCAUGGGCGGACUCUGUUUAGUCGUUGCAGCUCUCUUCCUCGUCGAUUAUCAAGUAGGGACGCGAUGGAGACAGCGAAGUAUAGACUCGGAUCUACGUAUAGCCACUUGAAUAUAUUUGGAGUAUAUGCGAAAUAGGUACCGGUUGGGCGAUG
This is a messenger RNA of Hypoxylon trugodes, 1851 nucleotides long. RefSeq names its product multidrug resistance protein. Lineage: Eukaryota; Fungi; Ascomycota; Sordariomycetes; Xylariales; Hypoxylaceae. The record is from RefSeq and is a predicted model, not a curated record. Gene Ontology annotation, molecular function: transmembrane transporter activity. Gene Ontology annotation, biological process: transmembrane transport. Gene Ontology annotation, cellular component: membrane. The transcript is spliced from 5 exons. The coding region runs from base 351 to 1808 and encodes 485 amino acids.